This is a messenger RNA of Chenopodium quinoa (quinoa), 2388 nucleotides long. Its product is annotated as zeatin O-glucosyltransferase-like. The coding region runs from base 520 to 1875 and encodes 451 amino acids. The record is from RefSeq and is a predicted model, not a curated record. The transcript has a single exon. Gene Ontology annotation, molecular function: UDP-glycosyltransferase activity. NCBI's taxonomy places the organism in Eukaryota, Viridiplantae, Streptophyta, Magnoliopsida, Caryophyllales, Amaranthaceae.
ACUAAAGAGAACACGAAAGCACUAAUCUAGUUUUAUUUGCCACUAUAAGAUAAUUUAAUCUAAUCAUAAGCCUAAUAGUGCUAAACCUUACACACAAAAGCCUAAUUAUUUAAGAUACAUGAAAUCCAGUCUCCACAUUCCAUCUAGAAAGUUAAUAGGUAGGUACACCAUACACCCAUUCCCAAAAUAGGCAAGUGAUGAGCAUUUAAAAAAAAACGAGCAAAAAAGGUGCUCCCAAUUAGAAACAAUAAAAAGCAAUACAAAACUAACAAUGCACAAUUAUCAACUCUAGAUUGCAAUAAACAAAAAUUUUAUUUCACCCAAAAGCAUGUCCUACACAAGUUGUGCAUACGCCGCUUGUCUAGGUAAGUUUAUAUAAUGUGAAGGGCUGGAGGCUGUCCAUAUUCAUAUAGCUACAAUUCCAGCCUAAGAACCGACUCAAAAUGGCGCACCAAAUUUACAAUUAAAAUGAUCAACAAAAAAGCCUCAAACAUCCUUCAGUUGCAGUAGUCAUGGACCAUGGUACCAUUCCCAAUGCAAGGCCAUCUCAAUGAAACUCUCCAUCUAUCCAACCUCAUAGCCUCAUAUGGUAUACCAGUUUAUUUUAUUGGAUCCACAACACACAAUCAUCAAGCAAAACGGCGCCUCCACGGUUUGGACCCUGAAAAUACAAGCAAAAUUCACUUUCAUGACUUGCAGCUCCCUCCUUUAAUCUCAGUUCCUCCCAAAUUCGAUCCCCACACCACAUUCCCUGGGCAUCUCCAACCACUUUUUGAUGCUUCCUCUCAUCUCCGUCAACCUGCAUUCCAACUUCUACAAGAGCUCUCAAUUAAGUUUAGGAGAAUCAUCAUUAUUCAUGAUACCUUAAUUGCUACAGUUGUUCAAGAUGUGAAAUUAAUCCCAAAUGCUGAGUCAUAUGCCCUCCAUAGUGUCUCUGCCUUCGCCAUCUUUUUCUACAUUUGGGAGUCGAUAACUACCAAACCAUUUCAGCUAGAUUCUGAUAUCCCAAAUAACAUUCCCUCGAGUGAAGGGUGCUUUACGCCAGAGUUUGCAGACUAUGCAGCAAAGCAAUACAAAGUAUUGAACUUCGAGAGUGGAAGAAUCUACAACACAUGCAGACCAAUAGAAGGUAGAUAUAUGGACUUACUGGAAAAGCUACCCACAAAUGCUAACAAGAAGCUUUUUGCGAUCGGACCUUUAAAUCCAGUAGAAGUAAAGGGUAGAUGCACUUACAACCGACAUCAAUGUCUCAGGUGGCUGGACAAACAAGAGAAGGAUUCUGUAAUAUACAUUUCUUUUGGAACAUCAACAUCAAUGUCAGAGGAGCAGAUUAGUGAGUUGGCAGUUGAGUUGGAAAAAAGUAGGCAAAAGUUUUUAUGGGUUGUUAGAAGUGCUGAUGGAGUAGAACUUUCUGCAGAAGGUGAUGUGAAAAGGCCUCAACUACCAGAAGGUUAUGAAAGCAGAAUACAGGACAGGGGAAUGGUGGUGAGAGACUGGGCACCUCAGCUUGAAGUUCUAGCGCACCCAUCAACAGGAGGAUUCAUGAGUCACUGUGGCUGGAACUCAUGCAUGGAGAGCAUCAGCAUGGGAGUGCCAAUUAUAGCAUGGCCAAUGCAUUCUGAUCAGCCAAGGAACACAAUUUUGGUAACACAAGUACUAAAAUUUGGUAUAGAAGUCAGAGAUUGGGCACAAAGAAAUGAGCUUGUAACAUCAACUACAAUAGAAAAUGCAGUGAGAAGAUUAAUGAUAUCAGAGGAAGGUGAGGAGAUGAGGAAACAAGCUGCAGAGCUCAGAGGCAUUAUUCGAGGAUCAACUUCUGCAGGUGGAUCUUCUCACCUAGAAAUGGAUUCUUUCAUCGCUCACAUAACCAGAUAAUGAUGUAAAAAAGAGGAUACAGCCUAAGAAAAUCUUGGAUAGCUGGAAACAUAAUUGAAAGUAUGAUCGCGGGCAACUCAAUCAGUGAUAUGUACUGAAAUAAUACAUGAACUUUGCCUAGCUAGGAUCUUGACUUACUGAUGUAUAAGUUUGUAUGAUACAAAAACAAGUAAUCAUUAGUCUCAGGUAUGAAUUCAAUCUUGAAAUUCAAGGAGAUGUGAGUACUAAGAAAUGACCAAUAGUCAGGCCUUUGAGCCUUUCUGCUAUUACAAUUACAAAGCAACCUGCAACAACCUUCUGAGUCUCCCUUGGGAUGAUACGAGAUCUAUUCAGUUAAUUCUCUAUUAAGAAAUAGAUCACAAGCCUAAUUUUUUUUAUUUUGAUCACUUUCCUAGUAUGGACUCCCUUGCUAGUUCUGGUGAUUAAGAUUGCCUGUGCUAAGAUAUAUACUUGAGAAAGCCUAUAGACAAUGAUGAUCCCUACCAUAAUUUGAUAUGAUGAAAAGCAAUUAUA